AUGGCGAACACUGCUCAUUUAAUGAGGCGACAGAGCUCACGGGACCUUUAUGCCCAACGCUCUUUGGAUAGGAUGGAAAUGAAAGAACUGCGUGGGCGUUUGGUGACAAUGGAAAAUGGCCAUACAUCGCACCGUACUCAUGUCAUGUACGGAGCUACCAAUGAGGCCUUUGAAGACACCAGCCCCAACCAUAGGUCAUCGGAGACCCCUACAAGCAAGGAUAGCUCGGGUGAAGAUCGAGUUUUUAAGCCCGAAGGUGGGGAAUGCGAAAGGGAAUCCUGGGACAGCAAGCUGACCUUCCUCUUAGCUACUGUAGGAUACGCAGUUGGGUUGGGCAACGUGUGGAGAUUCCCGUACCUGGCGCAAAAGAACGGUGGCGGCGCAUUUCUCAUACCUUAUUUCGUUAUGCUGGCGAUUGAAGGCAUACCAAUAUUCUAUUUAGAGUUGGCUAUUGGUCAACGUCUACGGAAGGGCGCUAUUGGUGUUUGGCAUCAAGUCUCACCGUACCUCGGUGGUAUCGGCAUCAGUUCGGCAGUCGUCUCAUUCAACGUCGCCCUGUACUACAACUCGAUAAUAGCGUGGUGCUUGUUCUACUUCGCGCAAAGCUUCCAAGCAGAGUUGCCGUGGUCUGAGUGCCCCAAGAAGUACUUCGACAACGGGUCUUACAUCGCUGAGCCGGAAUGUGCUGUAAGUAAAAAAAAAAAUGAAAUG
Molecule: messenger RNA, 711 nt
Organism: Iphiclides podalirius (scarce swallowtail)
Lineage: Eukaryota; Metazoa; Arthropoda; Insecta; Lepidoptera; Papilionidae
Source: the annotation of a GenBank genome assembly